CGGACCUCCAUCUUUUUCGGUUCCUUGUGGCAACCCGCGUUCCUCACCGGAAAACCGUUCAGUCCACCGUCUCCAGUUCAGCCUGCUGAAAUGGCCAAGCCCAGAGUCUUCUUCGACGUCACCGCUAACGGUGCAUCCAUCGGCCGGGUCGUGAUGGAGCUCGACGCUGACGUGGUCCCCAAGACCGCUGAGAACUUCCGCGCCCUGUGCACCGGCGACAAGGGCUUCGGCUACAAGGGCUCCAUCUUCCACCGCAUCAUCCCCGACUUCAUGUGCCAGGGCGGCGACUUCACCAACCACAACGGAACUGGUGGAAAGUCCAUCUACGGCAACAAGUUCGCUGACGAGAACUUCACCCUGAAGCACACCGGUCCCGGCAUCCUGUCCAUGGCCAACGCCGGACCGAACACCAACGGGUCCCAGUUCUUCAUCUGCACAGCCAAAACAACGUGGCUCGACGGGAAGCACGUUGUAUUCGGGAAGGUGAUCGAAGGGAUGGACGUGGUGAGGAAGAUGGAGUCCUACGGCUCCCAGAGCGGCAAAACCAGCUCCAAGGUCGCCAUCGCCGACUGUGGGCAGCUCUGAGCGCCAGCACUUAACCCUCUCUCAGCCCCCCCCCCACCGCCGUUAUUCAACAUUCCUAUUGAUGGAGAUUCAGCUGCCCCCCCCCGUCCCUCCUUUUGGUUUUUUUAUUCUGUUCUUGUUGAGAUCAUGUUGCUGCAUUUGUGACUUUGCCUUUUCAAAAGUUUCUUUUGCAUUAACGUUUCUUUUUCCACAAAGUCCCAACAGUUUUUUGUUAAGUCAAAAAAAUGAAUAAGAAAAUAAAAGUUGCCUUGACAAUUAAAA
This is a messenger RNA of Micropterus dolomieu (smallmouth bass), 846 nucleotides long. RefSeq names its product peptidylprolyl isomerase Aa (cyclophilin A) (gene ppiaa). Gene Ontology annotation, molecular function: peptidyl-prolyl cis-trans isomerase activity. Gene Ontology annotation, cellular component: intracellular membrane-bounded organelle. Lineage: Eukaryota; Metazoa; Chordata; Actinopteri; Centrarchiformes; Centrarchidae. The coding region runs from base 91 to 585 and encodes 164 amino acids. The record is from RefSeq and is a predicted model, not a curated record. Gene Ontology annotation, biological process: protein folding; protein peptidyl-prolyl isomerization. The transcript has 4 exons.